Molecule: messenger RNA, 1781 nt
Organism: Cydia amplana
Lineage: Eukaryota; Metazoa; Arthropoda; Insecta; Lepidoptera; Tortricidae
Gene: Cog8
Product: conserved oligomeric Golgi complex subunit 8
Exons: 7
Coding region: 76-1728 (550 amino acids)
Biological process (GO): intra-Golgi vesicle-mediated transport
Cellular component (GO): COG complex
Source: RefSeq, a predicted model, not a curated record
UCUUCUACACACACUCAGUAGUGUAAUCUUGAACUGGGCUCGUUUAUUUCCUAUUAAUCGAUUUUCCAUUCAACCAUGGCUCAAGAACUAACCGAACUGUGCCAGUUGUUGUUCCCAGAUUCGAGCAGCGAAAAUGCAGAAUACUUCAGUGAAAUCAAUGAAUACAUCAAAAAACUGGGGUCACAAAAUUGGGAUCACAUAAGCAAAGAGCCAGAAAGAUUGACUGAAGAAAUGAACCAACUGACGGAGCAAACGCAAGACCUGGCAUUUACAAAUUACAAGACAUUUGUGGAGACGGCAGAGAUCUCGCGGACCAUCAUGAAGGACCUUGGGAAUUCUAAAGAAUCACUAUCAAAAUUCCUUGAGGCUACGCCUGACUUUAUACAGGAAUGUGAGAAUUUCUCUCAAAUGGCUGGAAAUAUUGUUAAGGAGAAAAGUCGCUACAGUUCCAUUCGCAACCAGAGUGAGAAGUUGCUGGAACUGUUAGAGUUGCCUGCGUUGAUGCGUGAAGCCCUCUCCGCCGAGGACUAUGAGAGCGCUUUGGAUAUCUUCACAUUCAUCCGGAACUUAUCUAAGCGGUAUUCUGAGAUACCCUUAGUUCAGAACACAACAUCCGAGAUCAUGACACUCUGGUUUGAGACACUAUAUCAUUUGUUCAAUCAGCUCCGAUAUGAUUUGCCGCUGCCGCAAUGCCUUCAGAUACUAGGAUAUCUCCGGAGAGCUAACACCGUAUACCGGUCGACGGAUGACGAUGGCAGCACUCAAUACACAGGAAGCAAAACUAACACAUCCGAUGGUCUACAUUUGCAGUUUUUGAAAGCCAGAAACGCCUGGUUCGAAAAAGCUUUGGAGGAUGCCAAUAAUACCGAAUCCAGCGAAAGACUGCUGAGGAGAAUAGUGGAGUUGCACCGAAUUCACCUGUUCAACGUUCUGACGCAGCACAAAUCGAUAUUUCUGCCCGACGCCCACGAGUCCAGGGCGAGAGAGGACGAACUGAACGGAACUAGUGCCUUGUCCUGUUGGUUGAAGCAAAAGGUAGAAGUUUUGGCACAAAUCCUAAACCGAGACUUGCAAAACGAAGACGAAUCCAACUUUGAAUCCCUAUUUAACCAGUGCAUGUAUCUCUGUCUCUCAUUUGGAAGAGUCGGCGCGGACAUGAGAUGCACUCUGACCCCGCUCUUUAGAAAAAAUCUUUUGGCACUAUUCUAUAAAGGAUUAGAAAAAGCGGAAAACCACUUCGAGAAUCAGAUGAAGUCAUACAAAGUGCCUACUAUAAAGAAUGUACCGCGACCAGUGAAUGAAAAUGCUUCUGGAGGGCCGCCAGAAAGUCUUUUAGACUAUUACCCGUUGGCUGAAUACUGCAAUGGAAUGUUGAUAGUACUGAACAUGUUAAGAAACACGGCUCCGUUGAAUAUAGUGAAAGAAGUUUACAAUGCAUAUAGGAACUCUUUGAGCCAGGCUGUUCAAGUUUUAACGGCUUUUUACCACAGAGAACAACAAGCUUUUACAGAUAUCGAGAGGCAAAAUUUUGUUUCGUUGUGCAUUUGUUUUACUGAAGAUUUCGUGCCGUAUAUAUCGAAGUGCCUGGCGCUGUCGUUCCCGUCCACACAGAUUGCGGAGCUGCUUGGUGUGACUUUGACGGUUUUGCAAGAAAGCAAGCUUCUGCAUAUUGACCAAGUUGGUAUUUGCGAGCCUUUGAAUAGUAUUACUGGGCUUAGUAUAAAUUGAAAUAUGAAUUUUAUGUGUACACAACGUAUUGUAUUAUAAUGUAUUUAUAAUCU